Passer montanus (Eurasian tree sparrow) is the source of this 3930-nucleotide messenger RNA. RefSeq names its product solute carrier family 45 member 2 (gene SLC45A2). Gene Ontology annotation, cellular component: membrane. Gene Ontology annotation, molecular function: sucrose:proton symporter activity. Bases 20 to 1660 code for a protein of 546 amino acids. Lineage: Eukaryota; Metazoa; Chordata; Aves; Passeriformes; Passeridae. The record is from RefSeq and is a predicted model, not a curated record. The transcript has 7 exons.
ACCGCUCGCAGCCGGAGCUAUGACCUUAACCAAAGAGAGCUUCCACGGGGCGCUCCUGCCCACCUCUGGGGUGGCCAAGGCCGACAUGGAUGGCUCCACAGAGAAGGAGGAAGCUCCGAGGCAGUCCGUGAUGAGGACUGGAGCAGCGGUGCCAAGGAGGCGCGCGGUGGGAAGGCUGGUCAUGCACAGCAUGGCCAUGUUCGGCCGGGAGUUCUGCUAUGCCGUGGAGGCCGCCUUUGUCACGCCGGUGCUGCUCAGUGUAGGGCUGCCCAAGAACCUCUACAGCCUCGUGUGGCUCAUCAGCCCUAUCCUGGGCUUCGUGCUGCAGCCCGUGGUAGGUUCAGCCAGUGAUCACUGCACCUGUAGCUGGGGCAGGAGGCGACCUUACAUUCUGGGUCUGGGCAUCAUAAUGCUGUUAGGCAUGGCUUUGUACCUCAAUGGGGACGUGAUGAUCUCAGCUUUCAUCGAUGAGAGAGACAAGCAGCGGACGUGGGCAAUAGUCAUUACCAUGCUGGGAGUAGUACUUUUUGAUUUUGCAGCUGAUUUUAUUGAUGGUCCCAUCAAAGCAUAUUUAUUUGAUGUCUGCUCUCAUCAGGAUAAAGAGAAGGGUCUGCAUUACCACGCCCUCUUUACAGGUUUGGGAGGAGCCCUGGGCUACCUUACAGGUGCUAUGGAUUGGGGUCAAACUAUACUAGGAUAUACCUUGGCAUCAGAAUUCCAAGUGAUUUUCUUCUUCUCAGCCUUGGUUUUCAUAAUCUGCCUUACCAUACAUCUGUGCAGUAUUCCUGAAGUCCCACUCAGACAUGAAAACGAAGAGGCAAAGUUCUUGUUGGAAGUGACUGAACCCCAUAAAUACAACUCCAUAGAGGAGGAAAUAAGGAAUGGUCACUUAAAAUCAUCAUGUACCGAAACAAAGGCUGCAGCCCAGCCAGGGAAAUGCGCGGCUGCGUCACGCACAGAGGAAAAGAGGCAGAUGACCCUUAAAUCCCUCUUGAAGACACUUUUAAGCAUGCCAUCCCACUAUCGCUGUCUGUGUGUGAGCCACCUCUUUGGAUGGAUGGCUUUCCUGUCCAACAUGCUUUUCUUCACGGAUUUCAUGGGACAGGUUGUGUACCAUGGAAAUCCCUAUGCACCUCACAACUCCACACUUUACCUUACCUACAAAGCAGGGGUAGAGAUGGGAUGCUGGGGACUGUGCAUCAAUGCAAUUUCUUCAUCAGUCUAUUCUUACUUGCAGAAAGUCCUUCUGCCAUACAUAGGAUUAAAGGGACUUUACUUCAUUGGAUACCUACUUUUUGGACUGGGUACUGGAUUAAUUGGCUUGUUUCCCAAUGUCUAUUCCACUCUGGCUCUUUGCUCACUCUUUGGAGUCAUGUCCAGCACACUGUACACGGUGCCAUUCCACCUCAUUGCAGAGUACCACAGGGAAGAAGAGAGCCUGAAGCUGCAGGAAGGGGAACAAGCAGGGGAGAACGGGCGAGGGAAGGGCAUUGACUGUGCUGCCCUGACCUGCAUGGUGCAGCUGGCCCAGAUCAUUCUCGGCGUGGGCCUGGGGCUCCUGGUGAGCGUGGCCGGCAGCGCCGUCACCGUGAUUUCGGCAUCCACGGUGGCACUGAUCGGCUGCUGCUUCGUGGCUUUCUGCAUUCGGUACGUGGACUAGGACUGCAAGAAGCAGUUGGAAGGGAUCUCCCCAGGGGAGCGUUUUCUUUCUGGGUCAGUAGCACCGGUGCUGUUGCUGUGCUGAUGCUGCUGACACAUCAUCCUCUCUUACCUCCUUGGAUCGGUUGCAAUUCCAGAGCUUUAUGAAAUGGAGAUUGAUGACUUGAUAAAACUGGUUGUCUUAUGCCUCAGACACACACACACACACACGCACACACACACACACACACACACACACACACACAGAGUGUGUUCACAUGCUGUGACAUGUGAUGGUGUGUGUGGCCACGGUAUUUUGAUACCCUACACCAGGAGUCAUUAUGAAAGUCCUCAUUACCAAUUUGUGAAAGUUAGCGGAUGAAGAAUGUGAUAAACUGAGGUAAUGUAAAAGGACAGAGUUAGGAUGAAAGUUCUUAUUUAUCUUGUUCUUCAAGUGUCCUAAGCUGGGGGCUGUUCCCUCCAAUAGUCAAAAGCUGCAGGAGAUUCAAACAGAUGUCAGAGGUCAUGCAGGGUGCAGUUCUGUUAUGAUUAGUGGUACUACUAAAUUGGAUCAGCUCAUUACCAGCUACUGUAUAGAGCAGAUUUGAGUGUGAAAAAUUACUGGAAUAUAUAAAAGAUUGAAGCCUAUUAUUUAAAAGCAUUACUGUAAAGCAAUUAUUUUGUACUGGAUCCUGCUGCUUCUGCAUGAAUGAAGUGAAAGUACUGGCUGAGCUUGUCAGGAAAGUCUACCCAAAGGUGCUUUGCAAAUCCAUGUGUAGGUACCUAAAACUCUGCCUAUGGGAAACAGCUGCCAUUUCUUCCUUCAUUAAAAAGUAGCCUCUCAGUUCUGAUGCUGUAAUUGAAAUAAUAAACUUGGCCAAUGUAAGAAUUUGACAGCUGGUUCACCACAUAAAUCUUGACAUUGGAUAUGACAGCAUUUAUCUUAAAGUAGCAUUUAUCUUUUCUCUGUUUUCCUUCAUGCUUUGCCUGAAAUGGCAUUUGCUCUCUGCAGAAUAUUGUAGAUAAAUUUAGUUCUGCAAAGCACUAUCAGGAAUUAUUGUACAGUAAAUACAUAAGCCCAGUUAUUUGUAUUUAAUUGCAUAUGAAGCUUCUUUCUUAUUUUUAUAAUACUGUCACAGUUUUGAAAACCUGUUUGUAAAAGCAAUAUAUUGUAUUUAUGCUGUGCUUCCUCUGUCCUGAAAACUGUCAUAUCUAUCCACUAUGUUAUAAGUUAAGCCACCUGAAGCCAUCUGCUAAUGCAAUAUUGUUAAUGAACAUGGAGAGACUAUGGGCAAGUAUGGUGUUUAUGGUUGGUUUUGUUCUUAAUGCUGCACAUGUAUCAUCAACACUGUUCAGAGAAAUGCAGUGUUGAGCUUAUCAGCUCUUAGAAGCUCUGCAAGACACGAACUGACAACACCAACAAUAAAAGGUUACAUUUGAGCAUCGAGUGUCCCUGCAGAGAUGCAUCAGCUUCAUCCUUUUUCUAUGUUUUCAAGAGUGAGUCACAUAUUCUCAGGAAAACCAAUUUUCCCUUAGGUAAAUUCUUAUUAAUUUCAACAAGCCCGUGGGAGCCUCAGAUACCUUUGCUUGAUGAUGACUGUCUCCACUGCAGGCUCCAAAAGGGGCUCAGUGCCUGGCAAACCUCACCACAGCAUCUGCAUCCUGCCUUUCGAAUAAGCCAUGUUUCAUGGGUUUUUUUUGCUUUGUGGCUCUUCAUUUCACACCCAUGAAAGUGAAAGCCUGGGAAGACAGCCCCUGGACUGUGUUUGAAACAGUUUACAGGUGCAGAGACAGCGGGAGCACAAGGGCCUUAACAGGCACAAAGAGGAGGAAGACAGAAAAUGAAGGAUUGUUGUCUUCCCAAUUAGCUUUAUGCCAUCAUUAACUCACUAACUUCCAUUAACUCCGUAUCUCCUGGGAGGACAAAUUUUCAAGGGAAGGGCAAGGCGUCUAUGGAGCCAUAAAAACAGAUAAAGGAGGAAGUGAUCUGGUUUCAUAGGACGGCACCACAUAAACUUGUGCACCAGGAGCUGAGGCCAUAAGGCUCUGAUUCCACUGUGAGGCUGUGAAAUGUUUACCUAUGUCUUUGUCAAUAUUUUCUUUGAGGUUUAACACCAUUAGAACAUUAAUAUUUAAAUGGUCAAUGUUAUCCCUGCUAUCUUACACAAAGAGGAUGCUGGCAUUGAUUCAGGCCCACAAAGGGACCACAGAUCUGGGGCAAUGCAAGAAAGGUUCUGAACCUGUAGAGAGAAGUGAGAAGAGCCCAUCAUGUAUAUCAGUGCUUCUAUUUAC